UUAAAACAAAAACCUGAACCAUUGCGUGGUUCACUUCUCGGUACAGAUACAGAUUCCAACCUUUUCCUGAAGUCAAUUCGUACAUUCAACUCAUGCUUCAAAUUGACAUCGUUUGGAGCAACAGAAAUAGUUAACAAUAUUGCUGGAAACGGUCAACAUUUCAAUUCCACGUUCAAAAUUAACGGCCAAGUGUAUCACAAAGUGUGCUCAUUGCUGCCAAUGCCGAACGAAUCUCAUAAAUGUUUACAAAUCUACUUUAUGGGUAGUGAGGACUCCACAAGUGCACUCGCCAAUCGUGUGGAUGCACGUUGCGACUACCAUCGGCGAGCUGAACGCUCUGUUAAAUGAGCACGAUAACUUAUUAAAAUUAUUCAAAUCACACAUGCACAAGCUAGAAAGUGACAAUCACGCUAUUGUCAUCAAUCCUGAUAGAACACCAGCUGGAGAGAAUACACGUAGAUCUAACGCACCUGUUGUUAACGGCGUUGCUGGAAUCAUGGUUGGGGACCGUACAGCUACGCGACAAAUUGUGAUUCAAAGAAGAAAUAAUGAUAAUAAUAAUAAUAAUCUUCAGUUCAUCAGUGACACUCACCGUUCAUAUGACGCCCUCCCAUAUCCAUUAAUUUUUUGGAAGGGACAAGACGGAUAUUGCGUUAAUAUUAAACAACGAGAUCCCGUAACAGGAGCCGAAACAAACAAGAACGUUAGCUCGAAGGAUUUUUAUUCGUAUUGUUUGAUGAUUAGACGCGGCCGAGACAACAUCAUUUUACGAUUUCGUGAGCUUUGUCAACAAUUUAUGGUCGACAUGUAUGUGAAGAUAGAGAGUGAACGACUACGAUACUUGCGACAUAAUCAACAGAGGCGUGCGGAAGAAUACAUCCACUUGCGAAACUGUCGUUCGUGUAUAUGGACGACCGUGUCUUUUUAUUACGUUUACAUGUAA
Molecule: messenger RNA, 943 nt
Organism: Drosophila ananassae
Lineage: Eukaryota; Metazoa; Arthropoda; Insecta; Diptera; Drosophilidae
Exons: 2
Coding region: 302-943 (213 amino acids)
Source: RefSeq, a predicted model, not a curated record